Trichechus manatus latirostris (Florida manatee) is the source of this 1428-nucleotide messenger RNA. It is a transcript of the gene NEK3, whose product is annotated as NIMA related kinase 3. The record is from RefSeq and is a predicted model, not a curated record. The coding region runs from base 1 to 1428 and encodes 475 amino acids. The transcript is spliced from 14 exons. Gene Ontology annotation, molecular function: ATP binding; protein kinase activity. Lineage: Eukaryota; Metazoa; Chordata; Mammalia; Sirenia; Trichechidae. Gene Ontology annotation, biological process: protein phosphorylation.
AUGGAUGACUACACAGUCCUGCAAGUGAUCGGCGAGGGCUCCUUUGGCAGAGCUCUUUUGGUUCAGCAGGAAAGCAGUAAUCGGGUGCUGGCCAUGAAGGAAAUAAGGCUUCCCAAGUCUUUCUCUGAUACACAGAAUUCUAGGAAGGAGGCUAUUCUGUUAGCCAAAAUGAAACAUCCCAAUAUCGUUGCCUUUAGAAAAUCAUUUGAAGCUGAUGGACAUCUGUAUAUUGUGAUGGAAUAUUGUGAUGGAGGGGACCUAAUGCAAAAGAUUAAAAAUCAAAAAGGGAAGUUAUUUCCUGAAGAUAUGAUACUUAAUUGGUUUACACAAAUGUGCCUUGGAGUAAAUCACAUUCACAAGAAACGUGUUUUACAUAGAGAUAUCAAGUCCAAGAAUAUCUUCCUCACCCAAAAUGGAAAAGUAAAAUUGGGAGAUUUUGGAUCUGCUCAUCUUCUCUGCAAUCCCACGGCAUUUGCUUGUACGUAUGUGGGAACACCUUAUUAUGUGCCUCCGGAAAUUUGGGAAAACAUGCCCUAUAACAAUAAAAGUGAUAUCUGGUCCUUGGGAUGCAUUCUGUAUGAACUCUGUACCCUUCGACAUCCAUUUCAGGCAAAUAGUUGGAAAAAUCUUAUCCUCAAAAUAUGCCAAGGGUCCAUCAGUCCACUGCCAUCUCAUUAUUCCUAUGAGCUCCAGUAUCUAAUCAAGCAGAUGUUUAAAAGGAAUCCCUCUCAUCGCCCUUCAGCUACAACACUUCUCUCUAGAGGCAGCUUAGCCCCGCUUAUCCAGAAGUGCCUACCCCCAGAGAUCAUCACAGAAUAUGGUGAACAGGUAUUAGAAGAAACCAGAAAAUCUAAGCAUAAUACACCGAAAAGAAAGGGGGAAGAAGAAGUUAGAAAAUGUAGCCGCGGUGAUUUAGAAAGCAUUAAUAAAAAUUUGGUUGAAAAUGCAUUGAGGAGAGAAGAAAAAGGCAAUAAAUCAGUCCAUUCCAGGAAAGCCAAUUCACCAAGUCCUCACAGGCAACAGUGGGAGAAAAACAUAUCCAAGACUGCUGUUAGUGCUUUGCAAAAUGCAUCCAUACUGACCUCCAGUUUAACAACAGAGGACGAUAGAGGUGGCUCUGUAAUAAGGUACAGGGAAAACAAUGCCCGUAAGCAGUGGCUCAAAGAGACCCCUGAAACCUUGUUGAACCUCCUUAAGAAUGCUGAUCUCAGCUUGGCAUUUCAGACAUACACAAUAUACAAACCAGGUUCAGAAGGGUUAUUGAAAGGCCCCCUGUCUGAAGAAACAGAAGCAUCAGACAAUGUUGAUGGAGUUCAUGAUUCUGUCGUUUUGGAUCCUGAGAGACUAGAACCUAGACUGGAUGAGGAAGACACGGACUUUGAGGAAGAAGACGACAACUCUGAUUGGGUAUCAGAACUGAAGAACUGA